Molecule: messenger RNA, 2073 nt
Organism: Ochotona curzoniae (black-lipped pika)
Lineage: Eukaryota; Metazoa; Chordata; Mammalia; Lagomorpha; Ochotonidae
Product: WD repeat-containing protein 93-like
Exons: 16
Coding region: 1-2073 (690 amino acids)
Biological process (GO): electron transport chain
Molecular function (GO): protein binding
Source: RefSeq, a predicted model, not a curated record
AUGGCAGCCCACAAAGGAAGUCGGACUGCGAAGAGUAGGCCGCCAAAGGGACCACUGGAGGUACCGUUCCCAGCAGAGAAGGACUGGCCUGAGGAUGAUGAUGCAGAUUAUGUCUUCAAGGACCCCUCUCAGGAGCUGAAAUCUCUGCCUCAGCCGUACCGAAUGAUCGACAAGCUGGUGAACCUUGUGUUUGACCAGACCUGGGAAGCUAUUGAAGAGAGAGAGGCGCUGAGGGAAGCCGAGAGGAACCGGGUGCAGCCCACUGUCUACCCUCCUGUUGCAGAAAUUCAGCUCAACAAAACACCCAAUUGUAUGGCUAUUUCCCAAGACUAUCUGUUCAUUGGAGGAGCCAAAGGAUUCUCCAUCUAUAAUCUGUACAAUGCUAAACGAAUAUUUGUUUGGGAGAAAUUUAAGGUUGAUGUCACUUCCAUCUGGGCCAUGGAUUUGGGGAAUGAAAUGCUCAUUGCUCCUGUGGAUGAAUUGGGCAUCGUUAGGCUGUUCUAUUUGUGUAAGGAUUGCCUUUUCCUGAUCAAAGCCAUCAAUGAAGCGGAGGACUCCAGCAAGCAAACCACCUGCAUAAAGAUGGAGCUCGCUCAAGGAGGGGACUUUGCUGCCUUCCUCAUACAAGGAGGUGGAGACGUUUGGCUGGAUGUGUAUAAAUUGCCCAAGGACUCUUGGCUCAAGGAAGUGGAACACUACCAACUUGCUCAAAACUCGAAGAAAAAAGUCGGACAGCUGCAACUGAGCAUGCUCGGUCACAUUACUCCAGAUAAUGUAGAAACGGAUAUGAAUGUAUGUUUCAAAGCAGAUAUUAAACUGAGUUUUCCUGUUCACAUAAUGAAGAUCAAGCCACCUAAGCCUCUUGCAGGUACACCGUUUAAAAGCCCUCUGGAAGCUUUCGCAAAGAUUGAGGAUUGCCACGGGCUGGGCUCCGGGCAGAACCACUUCAUCAAGGACAGUCAGUGGGAGCAGCAGUCAGAAAUGUUUCACACAUUCUACAGGAAGUUCCUGGACACAGAGGGGGAAGAGGAGCAGCCUCUCAGUCUGGCUACAUUCCACUUCUUCCUUCCCAGCCCCAUAUUUGCUGUGCCCAUGGAAGCCAAGAGCUCCUUUGCCUCAGGAGUAGCCUGUGUCCUUGGCGUGCGCUGGACCGGAAGUCACAAUUUCUUCCUCUACUCACUGAACAGAACUCUGAAGGAUAAAACCGACCAUGAGGGCGUGUGGCCCUGCGCUGCCCCCAUCACAGUCUCCCAGCUCAGCUGCUCCUCCUCCUACCUGGUGCUGGCCUGCGAGGAUGGCGUGCUCUCACUGUGGGACCUGGCGGUAGGAUUCUCCUUUGGGGUCGUUGCUCUUCCUGAGGGAUCUAUCUGCGAAAGCGUGUAUUUCCUCAAGUACUUCCUGGUCCACGAAGGACAGAACGUGUACCCCAAGACUCCGGUGAAGUCCCAAAUGUCAUGUGUGGUGCUGUGCACAGACGCGUCCCUCUACCUGGUGUCCGCCAAAGGGACCCAAGGACCCACCGUCCGCGUGCUCGUCGAGAGGCCUGAAAAGCACCUGGAUGAAGCAAUCUGUGCUGUGGCCCCGGUCCGAGCCCUGCCUGGCAUGGUGCUCAUCUUCACCAGGAAUGGCUCCAUGUCCCUUAUGAACGUGGCCAAACCCGAGAUCAUCUGUGCCUUUGCCCUGCCCAGACCCCCUCACGUGACGGGGCCCUGGAAGCCCAUGUUUCUCGUGUCUCUACAGCUUCCGUUUUUCCUGCUGCAAGGAGACUGUUCGGAUGUAACAAAGUCCAAAUCCGUAGAGGAGGCGGGGGACACCCGAAAUUCUGUAUUCUACUUCAACUUUGAGGCUUACCCACUCCUGGAAAAUCUUUCCAAAACUUCCAUCACCCCUCCAGAGGAUCUGAGCGAGACCUUGGCCUUUCCCGAGGCGCUGCCACUGGAGCGCAGGUGUGAGCUGCUGCUGCGGAAGAGCUUCCAGAUGCUGGAGAAGAAACCGAAGCAGAUCCAGGAGCAUGAGCACUGGAGCCAGCUACGGAGGUACUCCUUGCUUCUGCAGCGGGAGAACCGGAAGUGA